Laetiporus sulphureus 93-53 is the source of this 2892-nucleotide messenger RNA. RefSeq names its product Pkinase-domain-containing protein. Gene Ontology annotation, molecular function: RNA polymerase II CTD heptapeptide repeat kinase activity; ATP binding; cyclin binding. NCBI's taxonomy places the organism in Eukaryota, Fungi, Basidiomycota, Agaricomycetes, Polyporales, Laetiporaceae. Gene Ontology annotation, biological process: positive regulation of transcription elongation by RNA polymerase II; transcription elongation by RNA polymerase II; protein phosphorylation. The record is from RefSeq and is a predicted model, not a curated record. Bases 1 to 2892 code for a protein of 963 amino acids. Gene Ontology annotation, cellular component: cyclin/CDK positive transcription elongation factor complex; nucleus. The transcript is spliced from 7 exons.
AUGAGACCAGACUCUUCGUCGUCCCGUGCCCGUCGUAAUCCUGACGACUGGCGUAUGCGCGAUGACAAUCAAACUUCGCAUGACCGAUACAAUCAUGACAACUACGGUCGCAUCGGUAGGGAUGACUAUGAACCCGAACCCCACUAUAACAGUACCGGUAAACCUUAUGGGCAUGACCAUGGCUACUCAGCACCAUCGUAUCCAGAGUCCUCUUCAUGGAACAGCCGUUAUGAGAGGCACGAGAGGUACAAUGCUUGGUCAGCAGACGAACCUCCACCGGCACAGCAGGACAACAGAAAUCGCUCUAGGUACUCAAAUGAUAGGGCAGAUGAAGGAUGGUCGAGGGCUGAGCGUAGGAACGGCGGUGGUGGAGAAUGGCGGCGUGGUUCGAACUGGGAACAGCGCCCGCCCGAAGGUCAAUCCCCCACACGGGGCGAUCCGCUUCCUCGCCAGUGGGCUGAUUCUCAUGCCGAGAGCUCUCGAAAUGGAGACAGAAACGUGGAUGAUCGUUCAUGGGAGCCCUCCGCUUCAUGGCACCCCAAUAAUCAGCGUAACGGGUCUCAAGGUCAACGAAAUCAUAACCUGGGUAAGAAUAACCAGCAGAACAAGGGCGGGAAAAAGCGGAACAACCGUCAGAAGCGAGACUGGCGCGGGGAUGAUGGCCAAUUGAACAAUUGGACUCGGAGGGACAAUCAGAAACUGCCGAUCAAAAACAACCGCCCUCUAGCCAAACGCCAGCCGCGUCGAUCUCCUUCGAGAGGACGUUCGCGGUCUCCGGCAGAGUCCUACUACUCCAAAAGAUCAUCGCGAGGUCGCUCACUAUCGUCUUCGGAUUCAUUGCGUCGUCGUCGCAAGGACAGUAGCCGCCCCAUUCGUCGCAGUCCAAGCCCUAUCGAUCGUAACCGGAAGAAGAAUGGUUACAUCCCGAGACGAUAUUCCAAGUCUCGCUCUCCUCCUUCCACGCGGAGUCCCAGCAUAGACAGCCGAGGUCGGGUUCGUCGUCGCAGUGCGUCAGUUACCACGAGUACCAGCAGGAGUCGCACUCGCAGUCCUAGUCAAAGCCCUAAGGAGCGACCUCGUGCAGUCCAUCGUUUGCCUACGACCACGCGACCCGCUCAGAUUGCGCUGGAACUGAGUCAGCAAUGGAAAUCGAAACGAAAACCCAAUAGUCGCAAGUUCAUUGAACGUGAAUCAUUCGCGGAUUCGAAGGAAUAUGAGCAGCGUAGGCCCCCUCAGACGCCGCCCAAGCGGCAUGACUCCAGCCUUAGCCAGACCUUGGCCACACCGCUGCUGAACAAACCGACGACGAGCAUCGAUACUGCCGCUGUGCGCUCUGCGGAUAGCUCGCCACUGGAGCCCAAGCUUCUUGCAUCCUCCGCUCCUCGCAUAACCACCACCAAGAACGCUGGUUUCAAACCCAUCGGUCAACCGAGUCACUCCAACUCCUCGUUGAAGCGAUUCUUCCCUGACGAUGACGACGAACUCGAGCCUCCGCUCUCUGCGCGGCAGCCGCCAACUACGGUGCCCUCAUUGUCGUCGUCUCGUUUUGUGCCAUCAAGUCAAACUGCUGGGCCUUCAACACCUAAACGUCGCUCUCCUGCGUCCAAUGGUAAUGCUUCAGUCCACUCUCCGCUAGUGGAGAAACAUUUCGUCGCAAAUGUUUCGCCGUCGAAGGACGCCUCGCCAUCGAAGCAGCACAGACAUUCUACCGACCAACAUGAUGUUCGCAAAGACACCACCGUCCUUCCGGCCCUGCCACAAGAAAUACCAAAGCGGCCAGUGGAGCGCAGCUACCAGGCUCCGGUUGACGAUGGAGGACAGAGUGACAGUGUGGUAUCUCAGCCUCCAUUAUCGCAGCACGAACGAGACAUCGUUACCACCGCGAUCACGCGGCCUUCCACUCCAGUGAAAUAUGGUGUGUACGAAUGCUUGAACCAAGUCGGCGAAGGCACAUUCGGUCAAGUUUGGAAGGCAAGGAAUACCCGGGAUGGCAGAUUCGUCGCGCUGAAGAAGAUCCGCAUGGAGGCUGAGCGGGAUGGCUUCCCGGUGACGGCGAUGCGGGAGAUCAAGCUCCUCCAAUCGCUGCGACAUGAAAACAUCAUACGAUUAUACGAGAUGAUGGUGUCCAAUGGCUCUGUCUUCAUGGUCUUCGAGUACAUGGAUCAUGAUUUGACCGGCGUGUUGUCCCAGACACAAUUUUCCUUCACCGAUGCGCACCUGAAGUCCUUCUGCAGGCAGAUGCUCGCUGGCCUUGCCUACCUACAUCACAAGGGGGUCAUCCACCGUGACAUCAAGGGUUCGAACAUCCUGAUCAACAACCGCGGAGAGCUAAAGUUGGCGGACUUUGGCCUUGCACGUUUUUACCAAAAACGCCGCAGGAGCGAUUACACUAAUCGCGUUAUUACCCUGUGGUAUCGCCCUCCGGAGUUGCUUUUGGGUACGACUGUCUAUGGUCCUGAAGUCGACAUGUGGAGCGCAGGCUGUAUCAUGCUGGAGCUUUUCACCAAGAAGCCAGUUUUCCAAGGCAAUGAUGAGAUCCAUCAGCUCGACGUGAUCUACAAAAUUCUCGGUACGCCUGUGGUCGAGAAAUGGCCCGGCAUGACGAGCCUUCCAUGGUAUGAGCUCGUGAAACCCAGGGAGACGAUACCCAAUCAUUUCAGACAAUUGUUCGAAAAAUGGCUUUCUCCUGCUGGGCUUGAUCUGGCGGAGCGUUUGUUAACUUAUGAUCCUGCACGACGCGUAACAGCCGUACAAGCCCUCGAGGCGCCUUACUUCAAUCAGGAACCGCCUUCACCCGCUGCACCUGUCACACUUUCUUCUAUGCAGGGUGAGUGGCAUGAAUUCGAGGCCAAGCGUGAGCGGGCGAGAAAGAGGAGACGACUGGACGGUUGA